Molecule: messenger RNA, 1753 nt
Organism: Hemibagrus wyckioides
Lineage: Eukaryota; Metazoa; Chordata; Actinopteri; Siluriformes; Bagridae
Product: heterogeneous nuclear ribonucleoprotein A1-like
Exons: 11
Coding region: 142-1263 (373 amino acids)
Molecular function (GO): RNA binding
Source: RefSeq, a predicted model, not a curated record
AGGAACGUUGACGUAGCGUUUUAGCGCGAAUUGUGUACCAAUCGAAGGCUGUGGAAGGUGGAGCUAAGGUUGUUCAUUUAAUGUACACGCGCGUUUCGUUUUUUUGCGAUUUUAUCGACUAAGUGGUUUGUGCAGUUCGCCAUGUCGAAAGAGGGUCAGCCACGAGAACCGGAGCAACUCCGGAAGUUGUUCAUUGGAGGCCUCAGCUUCGAGACCACAGACGACAGCCUGCGCUCUUAUUUUGAGCAAUGGGGCACGUUAACAGACUGUGUGGUUAUGAGAGACCCGAACUCCAAGCGCUCCAGAGGCUUCGGUUUCGUCACAUACUCCUGUGUGGAAGAAGUCGAUGCUGCCAUGAAGGCACGUCCUCACAAAGUCGAUGGUCGUCUUGUAGAGCCCAAACGUGCCGUGUCAAGAGAGGAUUCCAACAAACCCUUUGCACACACCACAGUGAAAAAGAUCUUUGUGGGUGGCAUUAAGGAAGACACUGAAGAGAGCCAUCUACGGGACUACUUUGAGGAAUUUGGAAAGAUCGAAGCGGUUGAAAUAAUGAUCGAUCAUAAGACAGGCAACAAAAGGGGCUUUGCAUUCGUUACAUUUGAUGACCACGACGCUGUGGAUCGUAUUGUCAUUCAAAAGUACCACACAAUAAAUGGCCAUAAUUCAGAAGUAAGAAAGGCAGUGUCUAAACAAGAGAUGCAGAGUUCAUCAAUGAACAUGAGAGGACGUGGAGGCGGAAACUUUGGUGGUCGAUACGGCAACAAUGACUUUGGAGGGGACAGAGAUGGAUUCAGAGAUGGAUUUAGAGGAGGCAGAGGUGGAGGAUAUGGUGGUGGAGAUGGCUACAACAAUGGCUUUGGAGGUGAUGGUGGCUAUGGUGGCGGCGGCGGCGGCUCUGGUUAUGGUGGCAGCCGUGGUGGGGGAUAUGGUGGAGGUGGACAAGGCUACGGAAAUGGCGGUGGAGGAUAUGGUGGUGGAGGAUACAGCAGUGGCAGUGGAUAUGAUGGCUAUAACAACGGCAAUGGAAACUUCGGGGGUGGAAACUUUGGUGGCGGUGGUGGGAGCAGCAGCUACAAUGACUUUGGAGACUACAACAGCCAGCAGUCUGGUUUUGGCCCCAUGAAGGGAAGCUUUGGAAGAGGUGGCAGGAAUAGCGGCCCAUAUGGUGGUGGCUAUGGGGGCAGCUCUGGGGGAGGUGGAGGCUAUGGAGGUGGAAGUUCAGGUGGAGGAUAUGGUGGAAACUCUGGAGGCAGGCGAUAUUGAUUCCUAUUAAGGACUCAGUACUUAGGAGAGGAGACAGGAGAGCGAGAGGGCUGACAGGGCAGCAGCAGGUUUACAACCUAGAUCUGCUCAGCCAUUCAGAAGAGCUGUACAGUAGUGCUGUCACAAGCGGGACUUUUGUUUUCGUGUGUGGUUGUGAUGUCGUUUUUUUAUAUUUUUAUUUUCUUUUAUGGGAUGCAUUCCAUAUGAGGUUUUGUAGAAAUACUUUAUUCCGCUAUACUAAUUAUGUGUAACUCUAAGGAAUCAAGUUGAAAUAAAGCGACUUCCAGUUUUUUAAUAAAAAAUUGUUCUUUCAGUCAUUGGGGUUAUCGAUGGGGAGGUUUUUUUUUUUUUUUUUUGGGAGGGGUGGUCUAUCCCAGACAGUUAAAAGAAUUGCAGAGGUUUUAUGGGGAAUAUCUUCUGAAACAUUUGUAGAUUAAAGAUUGGCAACCUGCUGGUUAAGAUGAAGCAGUUUAGCUUGUAUGACUGCCAA